GGCCGGGCCAUUGUGAACGAGGGAAGAAGAACACAUCUGACAUUCAGACGCCUGCUAAUAUAGACAGUUACACCUAACCCUUGGUGAUUUUGCGCUUUCGGCGCUGCGUAUCGGGAGGACGGGCGAUCAUUUGGUCAUUACGUUUUGUCACGGGAAGAGAAGAAGAUGGCGACUGUGCUUAUCUUAAGCAUAAUAUCCUUGUGUCUAGUGGAGUAUUCAGGGGCACAGUCGCUGGUGUUGGUACCAGGAGACCAAACACAACCCAAGAAGAAAGGCUUUGGGUUGAUCAUAAAGUGUGAUGCCACAGGACUAGGACCCGGGGAAGACCCACAGCUCACCUGGACAAAUGCUCAGGGCAAUGUUAUCACCUCCACCAACUCUAACGACCCGGUAUAUGUCCAGGGGAAGGGAACCCAGAGCCUGAAGCUGAGGAUCCUCUCUGUACAGGGGGAACAUGCCGGCAAGUGGAUCUGCUCAGGUGUGCUGGGAGGCCAGACCCAGACCAAGGAUGUCAUCUUUGAUGUGUGGGAGGAUAUUACAUUUACGGGUAAGCAGUAUCAGCGUCCCACCAUCUACACAGAUGCCCUUAUUGAAUGCCGCGUGGGUGGCAGCCCCCAGCCUGAGGUCUCCUGGUCCCACAAAGGCAAAACUUUAGAGAGAGGCCGAUACAUUCCAAAACCAAACGGCCUGGAAAUUCUUAACAUCACCAAAAAUGACAAUGGAGAAUAUCUAUGUAAAGCUGAAAUCACCAGCAGGGGGCGCUAUGAAGAGCAUCCAAUUACAGUGGAAGUCAAAGUUCCACCCACCUUGACAAGUCCCCCAAAGAUGACUAAGGGUAUCGAGGGCAAGGAUCUAACAAUGUACUGCAAGGCCAGCGGAGACCCUCCGCCUACCUACAAAUGGUACAAGGACCAGUCCGGUGACUAUGUAAUCCUGAACAAUGGGGGCAGGUAUGAGAUCAGUGAGGUGGAAGGUACACUGAAGAUCCUGCGACUGGAAGUAAGCGAUGAUGGUACCUACAAGUGUGUGGCUUCUAACCUGGCUGGACCAGUGGAGGCCACUGCUGAGGUGGAUGUUAUGGUUCCUCCCAAGAUCAUUCAGCAGGACCAUGGAGAGGGUAUUUCAGGAGGCACCACCAAGAUGUUGUGUGUGGCCACAGGAGAUCCCGCCCCUGAUAUGAAGUGGCACAAGAUAGGCGAGGCUUCCCCCUUCCAGAACAAAGGAACAGGGGUACCAGACAUGAUCAAUUCGCGUGUGACAGUCACACAGAAUAAGGAGAGAGACAGGACCAGGCUAGAGAUGCAGAUUGUGAGUCUGGAGCCGAGUGACAUCAGUAACUACACCUGUAGUGCAUACAAUGAGGCUGGCAACGAUACCAAGAACACCUCUCUUAAUGUUCUUUUCAAACCCCAGUUCAACAACAACCCGUCCGAUGUGGCCUACACGUGGUCUGGAGCUUUCAAGAGGAACAUCACAUGUAUUGUGGACAGUAACCCGCCAGCCAGGAUUGUGUGGAAGCGUGGAAACAAGUUGCUGGAAAACAAUGGGACGUUCACUAUCAAUACUGAGAAUCGUGUCAGGCAGGUUGUCAGCAAUUUGACAGUUCUUGUGGACUUUACUAAUGAAGGUUUCAUGUUUGGGGACUACGUGUGCGAAGGCAGUAACAACCAGGGGACUGGAUCUACUGUCAUCAACCUCCGUCAGGCCACUCUUCCCCACCCACCGAGCACAGUAGACGUUGUACGUGCUGCCCAGAGGUGGAUAAGGCUGAGAAUAGGUGCCCCCAGCAAUAGUGGAGGACUACCUGUGACAGGUUAUCGUGUGCAGUACUCCACCACACAGGGCAACAACCAGCUGGAAACCAUUGAGGCGGAAAUUGAUCCUGAGAGGACAAAUGAUGAUGACAGCCGGCCAAAGACAACUGUGGAUAUUGAGAAUCUCAACCCAUCCACUCUGUACACAAUCAGCGUUUACGCUCGCACAGACGUCGGACUAAGUGACCCCAGGGAAACCCAGUUCACAACCAAGAAAAUCUCUGUUCCGGAGCCAGUGAACAUCCUAUCUAAAACUGUGAGUGACACAUCUUCAGAAUACAACCUCGUCUGGGAAAAACCAAGGGAUGGCGGAUCACCUAUAAAACACUACAUCAUACGUUACCGUCGUGUGACAUAUAACCAAUCUAACAACCAGAUCACAGACAUCAAAUCUGACUUCAAGGUCGUGAAACAGGAGAAUCCAGAAGCCACGUCCUUCAAACUGACCAACCUCAUUCCUGAGCGUACCUAUCAAAUUGAGAUCGAUGCAGUCAAUGGGGUUGGCAAGUCAGAGACCCGACAUAUCGUCAUGACAACAAAAUAUGGAUCAAAUGCUGCUGGAGCCAAGGAAUUAGAGAGGCCCAGCUCCGAGACUUCCGAUCAGCCCGCACCAAACCGGAACUCCAAGGAGGCUCAAGAUGGCGACACAUCCCCGAUCACACAGCGCGAAGGACUGUCCACCGGUGCCAUCGUCGGACUCGUCAUCAUCAUCUUCUUCAUCCUCUUGCUCUUCGUUGACGUCACUUGCUACUUCAAGAAUCGCUGUGGCAUCAUCAUGUGCGUGCGAGAGAACGUGUGCGGGAAGCCAUCGGACGAUGGAGACCGUCAUGUUACCAUGGAAGAGGGAGACGCUAAGGAGACACAACCCCUAGCGGAGAAGGAGAAACCUGGGGACGACACGAAGGGAACUGGGGCGGAGAACCAGGCAGACACAGUGGAGGACGAGAAGAAGCAGCCUCUUCUUGACAACGAGGACAAGACCGGAGAUGACGUCACAGGGACGGACCAAUCAGAGCCUGAGAAGAUGGAAGAAAAGGAGCCGGAGGACAAGGAAGAAAAGAUUGAAGAACAUCAGGUGGAGGAAUGUAAGGAGGCCAAGGAGGAGCCGCCUGUCAAUGCACCGGAAGCGGAAGUUCAGCCAUCUUCUGACAACACCGGCCCGCCCGCUGAGAAAGCAUAACGGGUUACUUAACUUUAGAGGGAAAUUCCUUAUCUCUACAACUGUGACAAACUCGCUGCUCGUGGGUUCCUUUUAUCCGGGCAGGGCAGUCUCAUUUUUACUGUCGAAAAGAGGAUAUUUAUGUUUUAGCCCAUGUUUGUUACCUAUUUUUGGUCAGCUCAAACGAAUGAUUUUCUGCAGCAUUUUAAACUCAUCCGAUUUUUCUUCAAGAAGCAUUUACAAUGAAAUGUAUGCUCAGAGUCAUUUACGUUAAGUCUUAUUUAUCAUUAACACAGGGCAAAAUCUAAAUAAGGGUUUAUUGAUAUUGAGCUUAGCUGUGUGAAAAUUUCGUGAGUUUAGCUCUGCCGUAUGUAUCUAAUCCGAAUAUUAGAUACACCAUUGUGCUACUGUAUGGCUAUCGCUGGAGUAAGCACGCCAUGCAUGCAUCUGUGUCAUCUAUACUGACUUUGUUGUCAUUUUUAACGUGUGCCUUUGGAGGCCGUCUAUGGUACUACACAAGACUGUGUUUCUGUAUAUGAGGAUAUAUGUGAUCAUGGUUGGACAUUAUUUUACCAAAGGGCCAUUUUGUUUUGAUGAUGAAAUUGAAUGUAACAUGAGUUGACUUCCCUUUCACAUUUUCCAAUCCGUGUUUUUUCCCUGUUUCCCGUUAGUUAGCUGUUUAGCAUACAUGUGCAUAGCCUUUUCCAGGAGUCUGGCGUGGUUAGAUAUGCCAUCUGGGCCUGUACAUUCUCCCUCAACCUGGUCUCUGAGAUAAUUUGGUGGUAUUACUUUGGUUUUAAUCGUCCCUCAGCAGACGCAGACUGCUAAGGACCUGGGCCAGUGUUUCGUGCGCUCUACACGUGUUUAGUCCAAGGCUUGGCGAGAAGAUGUGCACACGUUCAUGUUAUCAUAUCCUCACCGCGGACAGUCCAGGGAGAUGCCCUCGCCUCAGACUCAAACCUCAUCAAAGUAGGCUCAGGACAACCAGACAGUCAUGUCGGUUUUGCUCAGUUUUUGUUGGAUAUGUCCAAAAGCCGAACUUGUCAAUGUUCCACACAUUGAAUAAAGCUCACUUGUUCUUAACACCAUGAUCGCUACUUUCGCGUUCAGAAAUUGAAAAUUUAAAUUUUUGUGCACUCGAUAUAUUUGUAAAUAUUGCUGUAUUAUUGCAACUGAGCAUAUUUGGGUAUUCAUGGCCGCACCGUCUGAGGACUGUGUUGUGUGAGACUGUCUGGUACGUGCUCGCUGCACCGUCUGAGGACUGUGUUGUAAGAGACUGUCUGGUAUGUGCUCGCUGCACCGUCUGAGGACUGUGUUGUGUGAGACUGUCUGGUAUGUGCUCGCGGCACCGUCUGAGGACUGGGUUGUAAGAGACUGUCUGGUAUAUGCUCGCUGCACCGUCUGAGGACUGGGUGGUAAGAGACUGCUUGGUAUGAGGACUGUCUGAUGCGAGGCUGUCCGAUAUGCGUUCGCUGCACCGUCUGAGGACUGUGUUGUACGAGACUGUCUGAUAUAUGCUCGCUGUACCGUCUGAGGACUGUGUUGGACGAGGGAUUCUUGCAUCACUUCACACCUUGAGUGUUGUUCUUUGAGACUGAUGUGGUCGUCUCACAGUUUGAGGUUGUUGCGUUAUGAAGUGCUUAAGUGGCUGAGAAGGUUUUUAUUCUCUCUCUCUCUCUGGUUUUUGAAGGUGGCAUUUUGAUGGUCCCCGAGGUCAGUGCGAUUAUUAAUCACCAUGUAUAAUCUAGGAUUGUUAACGUUUGACUGCUGAUGUGAAGGGCGUAUAUGUAAACUGUGUGUUAUGUGCAGGUCAAAUGACAACUUAUAUACAUCAUGCAUAUUGUUCUCUAUUGUGUAGCUUUUUUACACUGGGUCAUUUUCAUGAAUGUGUGUUGCGUCUGUGCUUUUUUAAAAAUAAACCAGCUCAUGUGUUUCAUACAUAUAUCCAAAUGAAAACGUGUCCUGGAGCUUACUGCCUUUCUAUGACCUACUUGUUCAUUGUGUGUGUUAUUUAUACGCGUUCCUGUAGCAAAUUGACGUGAGGUUGGGCCAUUGUAGAUGUUAGAUUACUGUACAAAUGUAGAAUGUAGCGUUGUUGUUGUUGUUCAGCCCUCUAGAUUCCUACCAUCCUCUGUUAGGGGGAGAUUGUCGCUUAUCGUAGGCUGUAGCAGUAGGCAAUAUUGUUGAUAAUUGUACUAGUAUUUAUGUGGUAUGUUCAUAACCCGAUAUUCUAGGAUUGAAUAGGUGCCCUUAGUCCCAAUUGUCUCCAUUUUUGGUCGUCAAAUAGUUGUUGUAUUGAAGUUCAUAGUAUUGCAACAGUCACCAUUUUGGGUACAAGCGACAAUGUCACUUUAUAGCCAUAAUGCAUUAGCCUAACUAAACCGCUCUACUAGAGACAAUUAUGCUUAGUUCAUGAGGUCAUACUUGACGAAGGGAAACCACUGGUGACGCCAGGGAUUCAGUCACGUGAUAUUUCAAAGCCAAAGAUAACAGCAAAUGUCUAUAUCCGGACCCAGGGUGGGUGGAUGAAUGGGUGUUGGAGGUGGGUAGGGGUUUCCCUGCCUACUAUCCUCUGCUUUCCCGCACCCGUUCCAGUAUUUCGAGAAUUACCGUACUAUAGUCGAGUGAUCACGAGUGAUCUCGCGUGACUCAGCCCUGUCAUCAUUGGUUCGUUCACGCUUCCAUUUUCAGACGUCUCUAAGCCGAAUUAACCAAUGAAAUAGGCAAAUAACGAUGCAUUAUCUGUGGCAACUUGUUGUCUAUUUGCUACAGGAGAGACGGUGAGCUUAUGUACAUGUAAUGUAGGUUAGUGUCGAAACCGUGUCUGGAAAAGAUCUGUGAGCGGCUAUAUCAUUAAGCCUACAUGAAGUUUUUGAGACUACGUCAUAUUAACAUAAACAGCGUAGUUACAGACCACCAACUGCCUUGGAAAACAACAUUGCAUACCCCAAAACUCCCCGAUUGGAUCACUAUAUUACCCCGUAAUUUGCUGGAAGGCUUGUAGAUUUUAGACACCCCUUCUGGGCAAGUGCUGAGAGAAUACGUGUGCCAUUUAUUUUUACUGAUGAACAAAUUACAUAUAUCCUAUUGUUAUUACGCAUUGUAUUAAAUUUCUGAUCUGUUUGGCAAGUAUUCUUGUCAUGAUGUAUGUGUGUACUGAGCCCUAGCUGUAUUUCUUGGUGAUCCGGGUCGAGGGACGUGGUGAUUUCGGUCACGGGAUCUGGGUAUCGUACUGAAUAUUAACGCGCGGUCGGAAGCUGACUCUACAAAGCCAUGUUCGACUUGUCAAAAUUUAUUAUUCCAAUACGUUUCGUAGAUUAUAACCUAAGAAGUCACGUUAUAUUUAUCUGAAACCUGAAACUUUUUAGACGUUUCCGUCUUUAAUUCCAAGGGUGCAAAGUUAAGCGUUUAGAUCGAAUUUUACAUUUUGAUUAAGUGAGAAUCGGCUUUGUGGAA
Messenger RNA from Liolophura sinensis, 6429 nucleotides. RefSeq names its product neural cell adhesion molecule 2-like. The record is from RefSeq and is a predicted model, not a curated record. The coding region runs from base 166 to 2994 and encodes 942 amino acids. The transcript is spliced from 22 exons. Gene Ontology annotation, molecular function: cell-cell adhesion mediator activity. Gene Ontology annotation, cellular component: plasma membrane; axon. NCBI's taxonomy places the organism in Eukaryota, Metazoa, Mollusca, Polyplacophora, Chitonida, Chitonidae. Gene Ontology annotation, biological process: dendrite self-avoidance; homophilic cell-cell adhesion; axon guidance.